Durotheca rogersii is the source of this 2304-nucleotide messenger RNA. RefSeq names its product acetolactate synthase. Gene Ontology annotation, molecular function: thiamine pyrophosphate binding; flavin adenine dinucleotide binding; acetolactate synthase activity. Bases 400 to 2190 code for a protein of 596 amino acids. Lineage: Eukaryota; Fungi; Ascomycota; Sordariomycetes; Xylariales; Xylariaceae. The record is from RefSeq and is a predicted model, not a curated record. Gene Ontology annotation, cellular component: acetolactate synthase complex; mitochondrion. Gene Ontology annotation, biological process: L-valine biosynthetic process. The transcript has a single exon.
UCGCUAACCCGGAAUCUUGAGAAUGGGGAAGAUGAGAAGUGAAGUAGUCUCCGCAUGCGACAGUAACGGAAUCAUGACUCCUAAUUUCGUAACAACCUUUUCCGUCGAUUUCAGAUGGCACCGGUAGCCCAGUCAACUCUGUAUGCUCCGACGGGGCAGUUCAGUCGUGUCUAUAGGGGCUGUUUGAAGACGAUUGACUGGCUAAAGCUGCCCUGAACAAGAAUUCAUCAUCGGUGCCGAGGGCUGCUUCAAAAUAGGAGAGGGGCACUCAGCUUCCGGGUGUUCGGAAGCGCUCUCACUUUCAAAAUAGGUUUCUUUAUAUGCUGUCGGGACAUCAACGCGGAGGUUGGAUACCGCUCGGAAACAUCAAGCUCAAGCACAUCAGGACAAGAAAAAAGAAUGUCUCCUCAACGGCGCCUCACAGGUGCUGCCGCUAUUCUCUACGCGCUUAAAUCCGCUGGUAUAUCGCAUCUCUUCGUGAAUUUGGGAUCUGAUCACCCAGCUUUCCUCUUAGAGUUCGCAUCGCAGUCACAUGAGGACCUUCAAAUUUUUACGUCUCCCAAUGAGAUGAAUGCUUUGUCGGCGGCUUCUGGAUUCGCUCAGAUCACAGGGUGUCCUGCUGCCGUGCUCGUCCACGUCGAAUGUGGCACUCAGGGACUCGCCGGUGCGAUCCACAACGUCUCGAAAGGGCGCAUUCCCGUAAUAAUCCUUGCGGGCACUGUCCCGAUAACCAUGGCCGGCGAGAUCCCGGGAAGUAGGAAUGAGUAUAUACACUGGAUCCAGGACGUGCCAGACCAGCGAGCCAUCGUGCGGCAAUACAUGCGUUACGAGCAUGAGAUACGUCGACCGCAUAACGCAGCGCAGAUUGUUUUGCGUGCUUUGCAGUUCGCCUUGAGCAGCCCGCAGGGACCCGUAUAUCUGAUCGCCAGUCGGGAAACCCUUUGCGAAGACUUCGACGAGACCGACACGCAGGUACGGUCGCUGCGAGAGUACGGGAAAAACACGGCCGUUGAGCCUAUUGGACUGUCUCCGACAGCACCCGAGGAACUGACAAAUGUUAUGCUGAAGGCAGAGCGGCCUCUUAUCGUGACGAGCUACUGCGGCCGUUCUAUAAGGGGUUUCGAGGCGCUGAAAGCCGUCGCGGAACUUCUGGCAAUACCAGUGCAUGAGAAUGCGCCGAUAUACAACAACUUUCCCACAACAUCCUUCUUACACCAGGGACAUCAAUGGAAUGGCGGCGGCCAGCUACCUGCGCUAGCCGAGGCUGACGUCGUGAUCGUCAUCGACGCGGAUGUGCCCUGGAUUCCGGCACAAAGCAAGCCAUCUCAGAAAGCGCGGAUAUUUCACCUUGAUAAUGACCCGCUCAAGGAGGGAAUGACCCUGUGGUCUUUGCCAUGCGAGAGAAGAUGGAAAUGUGACUCGCCGUUAGCGCUAGAGCAGCUUUGCGCGUCGAUACGGGGUAGCCCUGUGCUAGGCCAGGCAGAGACUCGAGAACGAAUCGGGGGACGCACUAGUUACCUUCGAGAACGCUUCAGCCAAAGACGCAGUGCAUUGUUGAGAGCCGAAGCGCCUGCACAUGAUGGCCGAGUUACCGUUCCGUAUUUCAUGUCACGUCUUCGAGAGGCCACUGCCGACGUCCGCGUGGUAGGCCUCAACGAAAGUACGACCAAUUUAGGAAAUGUUGCUGAUCACUUUCAUCACCGUCUCCCACUCUCGCUUAUAGGUAGUGGUGGCGGUUCCCUAGGCUGGUACUCUGGCGGUGCAGUUGGUGCUUCACUGGCCCUCAGAGCUUCUGGAAGGCUUGACGACUUGGUGGUAGCAUUCGUCGGGGAUGGCACCUGGCUCUUCGGCGUGCCCAGUUGCGCCUAUUGGAUGGCGAAGAAGUACGAAACUCCUUUCCUCACGGUUAUAUGGAAUAAUGGGGGCUGGGCGAGUCCGAGGAACGCUUUUCUACGACUCAACCCGGGAAUGGCACAGAGCAACCAAACCGAGGGGAAACUGAGUGAUAGAGUGAUGACCUCGAUCACCCCGUCCCCUGCAUUUGGGAAGAUCGCCGAGGGCGCAGGGGAUGCCUGGUGGCAGGUCGUGAGGAGCAACGAGGACGUCGAUGAGACUUGCAAAAAAGCGAUCCAGGCCGUCCGGGAGGAGAAGCGGUGUGCCGUGAUCGAGGUUGUCCUCGACAGCGUUUGACCUACGCGAAUAUGAUGCCUCUGAUUUCGCACUGCGUAAGCGGUCUCGCUCGUCAGCCGAGGUCGUGAGGUUCAGUCCUUGCCGGUGUAUACGUACCGCCAACCACUACACAAA